AUGGCCGACCAAGGCGGAAAAGAUGUCAUAUCGCGGGAUAUCGAAGAUGACAACUUGGCGGCCUCGGCCGAAGGACGAAAGAUAUUCAUCUCGGCGACGGUCAUUCUCCUCAACUUCAACGUCACGCUGGGCUCCUCGCUCCCCAGCGGCGCGGCAUCUACCCUGAAUGCCCAUUUUGGCAUCACGGAAAAGCUCCAAAAGCCGCUGCCUGUGGCCGUGUUUCUCGUGGGCUAUAUCUUUGGCCCCAUCAUCUUUGCCCCCAUGUCCGAGUCCUGGGGGCGCCGGCCGGCCUUUCUGAUUUCCUUUUCCAUAUACACGGCGUUUACCCUGGGAUGCGCCCUGGCACCCAACUGGCCGGCGUUCCUCUUCUUCCGGUUCAUGCUGGGGUGCGGCGCGGCGGCGCCCCAGACCGUCUCGGGAGGGCUCUUCUGCGACAUCUACGCCGACCUCCGGCCUCGCGGGCUGGCGGUGACACUGCUGGGCCUCACGAGCAACGUAGGCCCCCUCUGCGGGCCCAUCAUCUCGGGCUUCACGUCGACGAGGGUCUGGCAGUGGCAGUUUUGGUGCGCCCUCAUCCUCGCCGGCGUCAACUGGCCCAUGCUGCUGGCCAUGCCCGAGACCUUCCCGCCCGUCCUCAAGGCUCGCCGCAUCCGGAAUGUCUCGAACCGUCCGUCGAGCACCCCUGCCGCUGGCAAAGCACCCUUCAACCUUGGGAAGCAGGCGCGGAUCCUCGCGCGCCCGAUUCGCCUCCUCUCGGAGCCGCUCGUCUUCUUCACCGACCUCUUCAUCCUCUACCAGUACAUCAUCUUCUUCCUCUACUUCGGGGCGUACCCCGUCAUCUUCCGCGGCACGUACGCCAUGCCGGACGGCAUCUCUGCCCUCAUGUUCAUCCCGACGGGCAUCGGCGCCGUGCUGGCCAUCGCCAUCUUUGUCGCCUGGGACCGGUUUCACAAACGCAGCGCCGACAGGGGCAAGGCCUGGGCGCUGCAGGAGGAGUACAGGCGGCUGCCGCUCGCGUGCAUCGGGGGGCCCCUUUUCGCCCUCUCCGAGUUCUGGCUGGGCUGGACCGCUCGGCCGAGUAUCCCUUGGGUUGUGCCGGCGCUGUCGGGCAUCCCCCUGGGCAUCGGCAUCGACCUGACCUUUAUGGCGCUCAACAACUAUCUGACCGACGUCUACGGCAUCUACAGCGCGUCGGCCCUCGCCUCGAGCGUCUUCACCCGCAACGUCCUGGCCGCCGUCAUCAUCCCCCUGACCACGUAUCCGCUGUACGAGAACCUGGGGACCAGCUGGGCCUGCACCCUGCUGGGGGGGUUGUGCGUGCUCCUGACCCCGAUCUCGUUUGCCUUUAUCCGCUGGGGCCCCGUGCUGAGGGCGCGCAGCCCCUUUUGCCAGAAGCUGGCUCGGGCCGACGGUGACGACCAUCGUGGCACCUCGGUGGAAGUGGUGGUGGCGCCUUGUUGA
Metarhizium brunneum ARSEF 3297 is the source of this 1461-nucleotide messenger RNA. Lineage: Eukaryota; Fungi; Ascomycota; Sordariomycetes; Hypocreales; Clavicipitaceae. The record is from RefSeq and is a predicted model, not a curated record.